AUGACUGCAGGGCUUUCUAGGCAAUCAAAGGUCAAGACGAAAAACAUCGAUGGCCGAACGAAGAACUUUCUACUCGCUGCUUCGCAGAGAAAGUUGGCAACACAGCUCCUUCAGGAACCUAACGGCGAAUUUGAGGGUGUUGCUCCAAAUGUCUGCAUGGAUGGCACAACCCAAGAAGAUCGCCCCAGCAGGACUCCGAGCCUUGCAGGAUCGGCACCUGCAUCGGUCCAUGAAGACGAAUCAAACACAGAGCAGCAGAACGUGUCAACCUGUCCUGGUCCUCCAGCUCAUUCGCCAUCUGUGACCCGUGUUCACGGGGCACUUGGAGCCCCCGGGGAAGGUUUGGGGGGUCAGUCUCAAGACAAUGAGGCCGUGGAAGAGCAGCAACUGCCCUUGUUAGUAAACAUGACAGGCCUGCCUUUACUGGUCCAUGUCCUGAACCCAGAACGGCGCGCCUCAGGUGCACAGGGAGAGGAAAGCAGCUCCCUGACUGUGGACAACUACUUAGUGACUGAUGAUUUCGGCAUCGUGCGCCGAAAAGCCCUGGCAACGAUUCCCUUGGCGCCAAGCAAUCCCUUAUCGACCACUUCAGAUGGCGCUGGAGAAUAUGAGCACAACUACAGCAAUACUUUCGUCGGCAGUUUAUGCAACGCAGUCACGGAUGCCAACCACGUCACCUCAGCACCAGCAGAACAGUCAGGAAUAGAGAGUGUUACUGGAUUCUGGAGAUCCCUAUGUCAUGGAGAAAGCUUUAACGUGCCUUUGGACGACCAUACGAGAAAGGUGCUCGUACGCCUUCAAAUCGCGGGAUCGGAAUUUGAGAUAGAUGACUUGUGCCUCGAUGGGAGCCAAGUCUCCCUGCGAGAGCUGCCAAUUAAGCUACCUGCACUUGUCAAUAACCCUCUGCAGCGGGAUGCAAGGAAAAAGCAGCGGCACGAGUUGCUCCAUGCAUCAGCACGAAUCCUUGUCAGAACCGUAUUUGUACCCAGCAGCCGAACCUUUAAUACUUAUUUGUCUUCGGUUGUCUCCAUACGAAACAAUUUAUCUACCCCAGUCAUGGUUCUUCCCCAUCCCGCCGUAGCAAUACUUGACACACCUGCCGAAUGCUUCUCCACUACAACGUCCAGCUGUUGUUCCGACGAACCGCAAAAUGUCGACGCACCGAAAGGCUCCUUAGCAUCCCCAGGAAGAGCAGUUGUGGCUCACAGACUGGGGUACCUGGGCCUAGACACAACCCAUGAUGGUUCCGUUUCGGAACCUCAAGACUCCGCAGCAAAGCCGGAGCCAAUGUUGUCCGUUUCAGAGCCGGAUGAGAAUGACCCUAACUAUAAAAGAGGCGACGGCAGCGACAGCGACGUAGACACUCCCGCAAAGCGACCGCUGUUUCAUCCUAAGAUUAGCUGCCGUCGGCUCUCAGCGGAUACCAAACGCUGCCUCAUGUCGCUCCUUUCAAACCGGCAAUCAAAUCAACCUGAUUACGAGGGCCAGGGAAUGGAAGCCAAGGGCUACCACGACGUGUAUUCGCUUGCUCUCUCUCUCGGGGCAAAACCCCUCCUGGACCACACCACCCUUCAACAAAUUGCUCUGGAAAACAGUCACAGUAUUGCUUCCUUCGACUGCCGGCCCCAGGUUUUGGAGUUCUUCCACAGAUCAACACAAACAAAUAGGGCUAGCCCAGAUGUGGCUUGCGACCUAGUCAGCACCACCUUGAGCAAGCACGCACACAUCAACAAUGAUGAAACGAGCUCUGUAGCGUCUACUGCAAUUGCUGUUACAGUUUAUGGCCAGUCCCGAGACUUGGUAUCUGAAUCAGACCCGCUGUUCUUUGAAGUAGGGCUCGACGCGCCAAUAAGUCUUGGAAAUCGGCUCUUUGAACCACUUCGGGUGUCAAUUAUCCCCACAAACUCGACGACAGUACAACGACACCCUGGUGGAGGUGCAGCUCCGGAUCACCAGGAACGUUUUCUACCUUAUGCACACAUACCUGCGGGGGGUGAUAUCAAUAUCCAAAGGGCUGCUAGCGGAUUUACCUUCGAGUUGGAGACCACCUCGUGCGGGUCGGAGUAUCGGCAUAUUUACGAAUCCAAACCCUUGUUGAUAGACUGCCACGCGCCUUCACCUGCGAGCGCGCUGGACCUUACCGUGUGUUUUCUGCGGUCUCGUAUACUUGAUAGCUCUGGAAAUAGGGUACAGCAACACUCGACAAUGUACCGUCACCUUUCCAGACAUCAGCCUGCAGAGUUUUCAGUUCAGGCUGAAGUCGUGGGAUGGGUCCAGCAGUGUGCCAGUUCUCCAAGCGUCGGUCCGUGUGAUAGUUCGUCUGCCUGCGACUACGCGGGUUUAACGAAUAUCAAGAGGCACAUGUGGUGCACAUGCGUCAGAAUGAUUCGCGUCUUUGCACCGUUCUGGCUUGUCAAUCGCCAGCCUGAGGCUCUUGCUGUAUCUUACUGUCGCCGCCCAAUUCAGUAUAUGCCUUCCUCAGACUGGAGAUUCUUGGGAGUGCCUUUACAAGGUAGAGCAUAUAUUGCACUUGGAAUUGCUCCCGAUGACGAGGCAGCCCAUCUUCUUUUGCAAAAGGACUCCACAAAACCGGUUCUGGCUGAAGAUAUAAGAGCUGCACGUUCGCGGAGAGGCCCGAGUGUUAAGCUAAGUCCAGCAUUUCGCGUUGACAUUGUCGGACGUCCUACAACAGUUUCUGUCCAAAUGCAGACUUCAAGGGGAGCUAAGGGGAAGCAAUCACGUCACUUUGGAGUCAUUGUGUCUUUAGCACCCCCGCCCUUCUCCCGCUCUAGAAUUAUCAGCAUCCACAGCCGCUUCAUACUCAAAAAUUGCCUUCCAUUCGAUAUAUGGGUAAGGGAGACCAACGGGAGUGCUUCCCCGCUCCGUCUCGUACCAGGGUGCCAGUGCGCAUUCCAUCCUCAGGUUUUAGGACCCCGGGGUGAAGCCCUCAUAUGCAUCACCAAAACAGACCCUGCAGCCAUUGAGACUCUUGCCAAAACAGAGGCACCUGCAACCACCCAGCAGGCGAAUUCGUAUCCUGAUGGAGUUGCAAAGGCUCAGUCGAUAGACAGGAUUGUAUGGUCUUCUCAGCUGUCGGUAGCCCGCAGCGCCUCCUUCCAAAUUCGUUUGAAGACCCCCGUAGAACGUUUACUCUGCCCUCCGAGUGGCACGGAUCAGUACGCACCUCGAGGUGUACUUGGAACGGGAGGCAGGGCCUUAUCGUGGGAACACCAUAACAUUCAUAUUGCUAUUCGGUCCCUAGAAAAUGCUGCAUUUGCGGUGGUAUUCAGUGAGCCCUUAACAUCUGAAUACCUGCUGGUUAACAAUACUAACCACAUAAUUGCUUUUGCUCAGAGUGGCAUUCGAACUAAACAUGUUUGGGAGAUCCUUGACAGGGGUAGCCAAGUUGGCUACGCUUGGACGGACCCACAGCGUGAAAAGAAGUCCCUUCGGUUUUCUUUCUGGGACAAGAACCAGAAAGUGGUGAAAGCAUGUGACAUAGCCCGGGUUCGAGUCCACCGCCCACUUAGCUUGCCAAAUUCAAAAGAAAAAAUUUACUUCGUUACGGAAGUCCGCGGCAGCAGGAGGCGGGUAACCAUUACACUCGAUGCGCCUUCUGCCUCACUGAAGAACGCUCUCGGAGCACGCAAAGUUUGGAAGAGCCUGCACCACGACAUUUUCAAGAUACGCCGAAAGAGGGUGCAGCAACAACUAAAAAGGGAAACCAAGGCAUUUCUUCUAGCCCGUUCUCAUUCAGAGGCUGAUGCCUGGCGAUCAUUCCGUGACGGUAGAAAGGUGACUAUUCCCAGUGAAGAGCGACAGCUUUUGUCAGUGUGUCGGGAGCGAAGGACGUGGGAAUCAGAUGAAACGGCACAAAGUGCCCCAUGCAGUUUAGCAACUGGUCCCAGAGAUCCGUUGUCGCAGCGUAGAAUCCUGAGAUUCCAGAAGAGGGAGACACUGAAGUUGGCAAGCAAGCUGCGAAGUAGCAGGCCUGCUUGCAGUGGAGAGAGCUUCUCCGGAUCUGCAGUGUUUGCUGAAGAUACAGUAGCCCAUGCAGAGCCACAUGUGUCUAGCGGGUCUGCUGACUCCCAGAGCACAGGAGUGACGGAGACAAUCAGGCGAAACCGGAUGACUGCUCUCCUGAACCGCCGCAGGACGACUUACGUUUCCGGUUCGCGGAAUUUCCGUAGUGGUUUCAAACGGAGGGGGAACAGACAGAGCUGCGACUUGUCGCAGCGGACUCAGAUGUCGUCGACAUCCAGCGAUAUCGAGCAAGUUGAAGACUUAUGCACAGAAACUCCGUUUCAGGCUGUAGGUUUCUAUGGGGGGAUACUAAUUCAAGGAUUUGGUAUAUCAUUGGUAGACCCCACACCUCAUGAACUCGCAUUUUUUUGCGUCUCGGGAAUUCGUUUUGAGGUGGGCAGACUGCACAAAGCAACCGUAUACGACACUCGCUUCUCCAUAAAAUCCCUUCAGAUAGACAAUGGCGUUCCCGGUGCUCAACAUCGAACGAUUCUGAGACAUGCAACACUUGAAGAAAGAGUGGAGCGGCAUGGAGGAAGUAAGGUAGUCCUUUCAGGAGAUGGGGCCACUGCGGGAGCCUCCUCUGAAGGCCUGCUAUAUUCCGUUACUAAGCCGUUGGCAGCGUGGGACCCACUGGAGGAGAACCACGAGGAGCAGCAAGACCUCUUUUUCCGCUUUGAGCUAGGUGGCCAGUGGACGGAGGAGGCGACGCUGCUAGAUUAUGUUGAUGUCGAGCUUACACCAAUAGCAUUGCAUGUAGAGGCGGAUACUACGUCUGUGCUCCUUCGUUUUCUUAUGCAGCUGGUACAAAACCGGACCUUCUUCCUCAUGUCACUGCAGGAGAGCAACAUACUGUUGGUGCAAGACGCAGCAGCCAAUAAAGUUAGCACUGCUGGGUACCACCAGCUCCGGGCCUUUCCGCAAGCAACACUACCAGUGGCAGGCACCUUAAAGCCUCUGUAUAUCCAUGAACUUGCGAUAAGACCUAUGCUGAUAAUAUUUUCAACUAGGUCUCAACGCCUGCAGAGGGGACAUGCAUCCGCAGGACACGGAAAUAUCUUAGCUAUACGUCAGUUUGAAGUUCUUGGAGAUCGAAUGACUGAUAUAACGAAUUUUCCGAUGAAGUCCAGGCUCCUGGCUCAGCAGUGUGUUUUCACAAAUGCAGAGCAGCUAGUGACUGAUAUUGGAUAUUCUUAUAUUCAGCAAUGCAUCUGGCAGCUCCACAAACUGGUGGCGUCGAUAGACGUCAUCGGAAAUCCUCUUCGCUUGAUCACGGGAGUGUCUUCCAGCUUGCGGCUCAUCACCACUCAUCGCUCUGGCGAGGCUUCCAAUGCUGAGCCAAGAAGCUGGAGGGCCAUUCAUUGUAUUUCAACGUUGGUGCUGAACUUCGCUAGCGAGUUUUUCACCUCUGUUAGCAACAUUGCUGCAGGACUUGUUAAGCUGUUGAAUUUAUUGGGCCUCACAGACGUACAAUGCAUUUUAUCCGUUUGGCCUGAGUCCAUUCGGGUGUCCCGAGCACGGAUCGAAAGGCCAGAAACACUUCUGGAAGGCGUUUCAGCAGGUUGUAUUGGAUUUGUUCAGCUAAUUGGAGGCUCCGUACUUGCGCUCCGGCAAAUUUACGACCAGGGUGUACUAGAAUCAGGCAUUUGGCGCCUAUUUGCAGGCACUGCACAGCGAAUAGCAUUCGUUUUAGCUUCUCCGGCUGUUGCCAUAUUGGUGUUCAUCGCAGCUGUUGCUGCAGGCCUCAGCAGCGCUCUGCGGCACAAAUCUGUCGUCGAGAAAACCAGACCACGCCGUGUGUUUCCACCAGAAAUGACCGUGUCACCGUACAUUCUUCAUACAGCACGUGCCAUGGCUUUACUGGAGGCAAGCACGCAAAAAAGCCUUGUGCCAGGAAUGUUACAAACUGGAAUAAUGUCUUUCCCCUUGCCACAAGCUCGCCCGCCCCGCUCUCGCAGGCAGCACCACGGUGAAGAGAACAGGAAGAAUCAAAUCAAAGACUAUUUGCUCGUGACGUCCGAUUUUGUUGUGUGCCUACGCGACGGAAAGGCUCAGUGGGUUUGCCGCAAGGAGGACAUUCAGGAAUGCACUGUGACAAUGCCAGCAUAUAUAUUGGGCGCUAUACUUGCCCAACAGGAUUUGUUCGUGCGGAAUAGGGAGAGACAUGAUGCUGCUUAUGCUUAUGACGACAUAUCGCAUCGAUCAGAAGAGUACGAACGAGCUUCUUACGACCAAGGUAGCUUGUGCGUUGUGCACGUGAAAGUUGCCAAUCAGCUUAAGCUGCCGGAGGACGUUCUCAAUGACUUCUCUGCUGCGUACAAAGCGUAUCUAAGCCAUGCCACUGCCAAGCGCAGCGUCGUCCGGGCAUUAAGAGACAACUUCAAGGUUCACUUCGGCACCAACGACCCGUGCGCCACUCACACUCCUCAUCCAAGUCACGCAACCAUCCCACAGCAGCAAAAUAGGAUGGGUGGAAACGAGGCUAGCAAUGCCGUCACUCCGCUGCCUUCAUUCGUAGAAGCUAUGGCGCGCAAACUUUCAGAAUCAAGAAGCAUACUAUCCAAGGGCCAAAAGCAGCGUGACCAGAGCUGCGCCAGUGCAGAAACAGCUAACUGUGGUCAUAGAGAAGAAGGCUCGCAAACAUCCGCAAGCCAGCACAGGCCUUCGUUCCUGGGAAUGAUGCUCAAGUGUCAAGUCUGCUGGAGGCGCCGAAUCGCCGGAGGCAGAAGAAAUGUGCAACGUGAAAUGGAGGCAACUUCGUCAUGGGCCUGUGAUUGGCUCCGAUUCCUUCGUCGAAGAAAACCUUCCUCUGAGCCUCAAGAAGUCACAUUUACCGUUCGCACCCCCGAUAAAGACAUUGCCUUACACGUAUUUGAUGCUCUCUGCAGUACAACUGAAUGCUAUUUCGUGGCUAGGCGGAACGCAAGUAACAAUGACAACCUGGACUAG
Eimeria maxima is the source of this 6972-nucleotide messenger RNA. RefSeq names its product AGAP005082-PA, related, related. The transcript is spliced from 9 exons. Gene Ontology annotation, biological process: protein retention in Golgi apparatus; protein targeting to vacuole. The record is from RefSeq and is a predicted model, not a curated record. Lineage: Eukaryota; Apicomplexa; Conoidasida; Eucoccidiorida; Eimeriidae. Gene Ontology annotation, cellular component: extrinsic component of membrane. The coding region runs from base 1 to 6972 and encodes 2323 amino acids.